Messenger RNA from Mixia osmundae IAM 14324, 5739 nucleotides. RefSeq lists its product as uncharacterized. The record is from RefSeq and is a predicted model, not a curated record. NCBI's taxonomy places the organism in Eukaryota, Fungi, Basidiomycota, Mixiomycetes, Mixiales, Mixiaceae. Bases 368 to 5329 code for a protein of 1653 amino acids. The transcript has 6 exons.
CUUUUGGGGUGCCCGAAGUUCCGCGACCGGGAGAGGAGCUCAGGACGAGGAGAGCUUGCAGCAGAGAGCAUUGUACAUUGGCCCCCCCCCUUCGAGCUCUUGUACAUAUCAUAUCGGACAGCACUGACGUUUUGGCACUGCAAGAGAUCAAGCAACGCAUAUCAUAUAAGCACGACUGCGCUCAGCUCGACUUUCAGCUACCCUGCUCGGCUGGCCAUCCUGCUCACGACCACGACAUGAUCUUGCAUACCCAUCGUGCAGACUGACUGCUUCAUCUGGCACGCAGACGGACACAUUCCCGCAAGACCGGGCGCACUGGCCUCCCGCACCCCGCCGAGCUCAGCAGGCCAGCAGCACUUGACCCAAGAUGUCAGCGACGACCUUGUCGGCUCCCCACCCUGAUCACUACAACCGGCACAGCAUAGCAAGCGAAGGAAAUCCAUCGCUGGCGAGAGAUUCGAUGGCCGAACACGACUUUCCACCUGAUGAUCACUUGGCCAUCAGGUCAGAAGCCAGAGCAGAUAGUCGUAGUCCGUCCGUCUACUCGUCUACGUCGGACGCAUCUUCCUAUUCAGUGCACGAACUGGCACCUGUUCAGGUCAUCUCACGCACACCGGCAAGGCGCAUGUCCACGAAAGCCUCAUUCACGCGAUACGACGCUACUGCUGCUUAUCGACUCUCUGACGGAUCAGAAUCGAUCGGCUCGCCUGGCUUGAAACACAAGACGAGCUGGUCCAACUCCAUCCUGAGUGAUGACUCUGUCGAGGCAAGUCAGGACGAAGAGGAGGAUUCGAAUGGUGCCCAAGUCGUCGCGAGCGCAAAGAGAGUCACGCUGCCCGAAAGGGGUACAACGAUGAGCAGGAGGAUAUCGCUCUUGCCUGGUCUGGGAGCCAUUGCCGCUUCGGCAGACAGCCCUGUCCUGUCCAAUGAUUCACGAGAUAGUCCAAAGGCAGCAAGGGUUGUUCCCACCAUCAACGAGCCUUUCUCGCCGCCUCUAUCGGAUGCCUCGUUCUCUUUCGACGCGUACGAUCACGCAGACGAAUCUACCCUGUCGCAAUCGGACAGAGACGCCUUCAGCUUUUCGGAUAUGCCGACACAGCAACUGCUGCCAUCCCUACCUAUCGAUACGCGUCCUAAAGCGGUGCCUCAACCGGAGGAGGACGAAGACUCGCUGAGCGAGUUGGCAGGGAGCAAGAAAACAAAGGCCACCAAGAACGCAUGGAGGAGAAGCGGUGCUGUCUUCAACACAGACGACGCUCAACUCAAGCAGCUAAGCGAUAUCCCUUCGCGCACAUUUAUCAGAACUCACUCACGAUCGGGAUCAGCAGCAUCGAGCAAGUCCUCUGUCAAAGACUCGUCAUCCCCUUCUGCUUCACCUCUCGCUGCAGCAGUAGGCCAGUUCAACAAGAUCACUGCACCUUUACGUAUCAAAUCAAGAGACACAUCAUCACACAGUCUAUCAUCAUUACCGCGCUCGGGCUCCUCUUCCUCCCUCCUGUCCAAUAAGUUCGAUCUGCUAGAUAAGAAGAAAGUCAGAACGGCCUCACCUGGCAAAAUCGCUUUGCUUGGAAGCGAUUCUGAUACUCAGCCUGAGCCAGACAGAUCGAGCACGCUCGACGUGAGACCGCCGACGCUCUCGCUCGAUUUUGAAGGCUCUUCGCCUUUGUUCGAUCUGGACUUUUCGAAGAAUUUCCUCAUCGAUGCUCCCUCAGAGCCUACCGCGAGCCCUACCGAGCUUGCACGAGAAGUAGAUCCAGUCACCACAGCAGCAUCAGUAGCGCCAACUGUUCAGCCAGAGACCACUCGAGCACGCCGUUCGAGCUCACUUGCACCCUCGAUCACAUCCAGUCAGCUUCCUUUGCAGAGGUCGAGCUCAUUCGCUAGCAUACGCAAACCUGUCACGAUCAUCCCGGUAGCAGAAAAGACACCGGAAGAAGACGAAGCUGAUGAUGCUCUGCACAUUGCUUUUCCAAUGUCAAACGAGAUCAAGUCCUCGCCUUUGCCUCCUUUGCCGAACGAGACCUAUCUUAACAGAGCAACGGACAAUAUGCAAGACAAGCUGAGAGCGACGCCUUCUUGCGUCAACGGUCGCGACGCGAUCGCUGCGCCGCCUGUCGUGCUACCACUGGGCACUUCUCUGCGCUCGACGCUGCAGCCUGUUCCGCUUGGCAAGCAGAGCCGGAGACGGUCUCUUCUGCAACUCGGCAGGAAGCUCACAUCCGAGAAAAAGCCCGCUCCUGUCGAUCCGCCACCCGCACCUCCCGUGGCGUCUUUGCGCAAACGUCGAGGCUCGCUCGAUAUGCUUCGUUCGGCUAUCGGUCUCAGCGAAGCUGCAGAAGCUCGCAAUGCCGACACUUCGUCGCGACCUCCGUCACGAGCGGCAACGAUCAAUACCGACACGCUCGACGCGCGGCAAGCCAGUCCAGACAGCGAGCAUUCGCCAGUCGACGAUAGUCUGAUCAAACCGGCCGCUCAUCGCAAGUCGUCUCUGCCCGGUCGCGUCGGUAUGAACAAAGGCACCAAUUACGCCUUUCCCGAACACAGACGGACGCCCUCGAGCGUGACUUCCCACGAGAGUGCGAGCAGUAGCGCUACGUCUCGUGCAGGUACGCUGCCCAGACGAGAUCAAUCGACGCCGUCGCCCACAGCGCGCAAGCGCGGACCUGAUUCUGGCUUCGGAUCAGACUCGUCGCUCUCGGCUGCUUGGAUUGCUCUCGAAGACUCGCUGAGCACCUUCGUCAAUGGUCUACGCACUAAUAAAGCCGAUCGUAGCGAGGCCAUCAUACGUGGCCUAUUGCCCUUCUUGGCAGCUCACGAAAGCGACAAUACGACUUCAGACGUUCUGAAUGCAAGUCUAGCACGCAGACAGCGGGACAUACUCCAUGCUUGGGUGCUCCAUAUGCUGCAAGAUCUACGGAUUGGUCCUGCCAAUCGUGGCGCAUGUCUAGAAGGCAUCGCGAAAGUCAUGGAGAGUCCUUUCUUCUCCUACUUUGCGCUGUUGGACGAUCUAGCCGGUCAACGUCGAUAUGCUUCGGUGCUUGUCUCGCUGCUCGAUUUUGCUGUCGAAAAGCUCAACGAAAAGGCUGUCUACGCCAACACGCUAGCUUUCGCUGGAAGGCUGCUGGCAGUCGCAUACUUCAGGCUAGAGGACGUGGGACUCAAGCUGAUGCGAUUGCUACCGCCUCUAAAGCCUAAACACUACGAUCGCAUCGUCGCAGAGUGCCUCGUCUCGCCCGUACACGGCGAGAAAGCUUCGAUCAUCUACCCACCGCAUCUCGAUGCGUUGAUUUACAAGGAUGCGCGGUCAACAGCUGCGAUCAUCACGCCAAUGCGCGCAGUCGAAGAAGACGAAGACUGUCUAGCUCAGAAUGUGUCUUGCAAAGUCGAGAUGACGGGCAAUUGGCUCAUUCGCUGGACAGCGUCGGACUCUGAUCUACCUUUUGCUUUCUAUCGAGCAUACUAUCGCCAGCUCGCAAGUUAUAUCGCUGCAAGCCCCGCAAGCUCGUCGCAUGUCUCCUUGCGCGAUCUGCUGCGUGCGCCGGGCUUUGUUUCCGUGACGGCUUCAGUGCUCGAGAAGCUCGACGCGCUUGUACAUCGCAACAUGCGUUCCGUGACCACCCUCAGCCCGUCGGGCACUGAUUUCAGCAUGAGUGACCAUGCACAGCUGGCAAUGGGCGCAAAGCCAAAGGUGCUCGAUAUGGCUCAUCGUCGCAUCGCUACCAGUCUGCUCGAGAUUGUCAGCCAAAUCUUGCCCACAGAUGACAUCGAGCAGGAGCCAAGGUAUCCCUUUGCGGACCUUUUGAGCGUCUGGAUGCGUGCACUGACCAAGCGGACGAGUCUCUACGAUGUCAGAGGGGGCUUCCUGCUGCUUGAUCUUGUCGAGACAUUGCUCCACGCGAUAUGCACCCCCACAUCGCAGCAAGGUGGUCUCGAAGAUCAAGUCAGCGUUCGACAGCAACGUCAGGCCGGCUUGCGUUCGUUCGAUACUACCUUUGUGCUUUCCUUUGUUCGCACAAUUCUGCUCAAGGCGGACAACACUGUGUGCUUGAUGCGUACCAUCGCCUUCCUAUAUUCCUCAUUUGACAUACUGACCACUCGGCCGCAAGAUCGCGAUAUGCUCUGCGAGACCGUCUUGCUCGACGAAGACAUUUUCGAGAGGCUCUUCCUGCAUUGGAAUAUGAGCGUUCGUGGGUAUUUUAUGCGCUUGCUUGUCUGGCGUUUGAGCGGCAUCGGGACGAGUGUCCAGGACAACCCAGAUAGCGCGUCGAGCGAGCGGACACUCGCACUUUUGCGCGUUUUCAGCUUACGGCUGGAAAGCAUACGGCGCAGACACGACGAAAUCGAUCCACUAGACAAAUAUGACGAUGACGACUACUUCAGACCGAAGCGCUCUACGAUCUGCUCGACUCAAGGGGUUUCUGAGCAGCCAUGGACGGUGGACGAGAUUGCCGGCGAUGCCGACAUGGAAUUGACGUAUCGAUCUGACGAUGCGUCGGACGGCGACAGCUUCAGAGCGCGCGGUGCUAGCCGAGAGCUCAAAGACGUUCCUGGCGUAUCCCGCGUUGUGGGAUGGCUCAAGGGUAAUCUACGCAAACGAUCUACAUCUCGCACGCGACCUGGUACGCCCGUAGGCUCUCUCGAGCCAUUCAAUCUGCACAUCAUCGAAUCUUCGCCAACCUCGUCGUAUGAUAUCAUCGAGCCUCAGAGAGAUUUUGCUCAGUCUGAAGACGGCACAGCAAGCGUUGAUCAAUAUCCUUCGGAAGCAGAUGUGUCUGCUUUCGACGAUGCAAUGACGAGUCAAACCUCCGUGUCAGCCUCUGGCAGUCCGCCCGUUACGCCGAAGCCUAGGCGCGAAGCCCUGCGAAGAAGUGGCAGCGGCAACUUCUUCCGAUUCGAAUUCGAGAACGAGACGCCGGUAUCGGAUGCGUUCGAUGCCGGGAAGCUUUCGCCUGCUGCAAAGGGCGUAGCUAUCGCGCCCCGCCAGUCCAGCAUCGGAUUGCCUACGACGCCUUCGCCCAAAGAUCGUCGUCUGUCUCGCGUUGUGGUAUCGCACCGAGCGUCGCGUCGCUUUUCCAAACGAGCGUCAAUAUUGCCUUCGCCUGCCGUUGCGAUCUUUACAAAGCACGGCUCGCUCGUACCUACGAUUCCGGACGACUACACUGGAGGCUACGAUAAACGGCUGCACCAGUAUGCCAUCCGAGCUUUGCGUGAUUACGAAGAUGCUCUCAUCGAAAAUGAGACCUGGCAGAUCAGGCCAGAAGAGGAGGACAUGAUGGAAGACACGACACCCCGGCUAGGCGUUGCAUGGCCUCAGAUCUUCACAGACUGAAGCCAUUAUUCGUACCGAUCAGUGAUGUAUAGCAAGCACAGGCACGUUGUAUGUACAAUAGCACGCGUACUCACGAGUGCUGCUCCUCUGAGGACAUCACGGUAUGGCGAUAUACCAUGCAGCGAAAACGAGUGUGCGCGGCUAGACGACACUGUAGGAAAGAGGUGCAUUGAUUGCUCGAGCCGUAAGAUGCAUGUGCAUGUCCUGUCUAGGUCUGCCCUCUCUCGUCGUUCGAUGUUGGGGAAGAACUUGCUGCUGUGGCAGUCCCGACUCGCAGCGCUCGCCUCAAACUUGGCUCGCUUGAUCGAUACUCCAUCCCACCAGCGGGCGUACGAACCAUUCUAAUCUUAAGCUGAUCGUCCUGUGUUGUGACUGCGUCUGGAUCGUAUCGCUCAAUGUCGCCUGUUGCG